Molecule: messenger RNA, 1492 nt
Organism: Carica papaya (papaya)
Lineage: Eukaryota; Viridiplantae; Streptophyta; Magnoliopsida; Brassicales; Caricaceae
Gene: ADK2
Product: adenosine kinase 2
Biological process (GO): purine nucleobase metabolic process; purine ribonucleoside salvage
Cellular component (GO): cytosol; nucleus
Molecular function (GO): adenosine kinase activity
Source: RefSeq, a predicted model, not a curated record
CCAAUGGGUUGGUGAGAUCGAGACUACCCCAUCGUCACUCCUCCCCUCCUAUAAAAAUUGGAAUUGAGUAUCAGAUCUGCAUCUACAUCUAAACUCCCAAUCUCUCUCUCUCUCUCUCUCUCUCUCUCGACCAGAAGCAACAAGCAAUUCACAAUGGUCUCCGAAGGGAUUCUUCUGGGUAUGGGCAACCCCCUUCUCGACAUCUCAGCUGCUGUAGACGAAGCAUUCCUGCAAAAAUACGAUGUCAAGUUAAACAAUGCGAUUCUGGCAGAGGAGAAACACUUACCCAUGUAUGAAGAGAUGACUGGCAUGGACAAUGUUGAGUACAUUGCUGGAGGUGCUACUCAAAAUUCAAUUAAAGUGGCUCAGUGGCUGCUUCAAGUUCCAGGGGCAACUAGUUACAUGGGUUGCAUUGGGAAAGACAAGUUUGGUGGGGAAAUGAAGAAGAAUGCCAAACUUGCUGGUGUAAAUGUCCACUAUUGUGAAGAUGAGGUUGCACCUACUGGAACAUGUGCUGUUUGUGUUGUAGGUGGUGAAAGGUCACUUAUUGCAAAUCUUUCGGCUGCAAAUUGUUACAAAUUUGAGCAUUUGAAGAGGCCAGAGAACUGGGCACUUGUUGAAAAGGCCAAGUUUAUCUACAUUGCUGGAUUCUUUCUCACCGUAUCCCCAGAAUCCAUACAGCUUGUUGCUGAACAUGCAGCUAAAAAUAACAAGGUCUUCACAAUGAACCUCUCUGCUCCAUUUAUCUGUGAGUUUUUCAAGGAUGCGCAGGAAAAAGCUUUGCCAUAUAUGGAUUUUGUCUUUGGCAAUGAGACAGAAGCAAGAACUUUCUCAAGAGUUCAUGGCUGGGAGACUGACGAUAUUGAGGAGAUAGCUCUGAAGAUUUCCCAGUGGCCUAAAGCAUCAGGAACGUACAAGAGAACUACUCUUAUAACUCAGGGAGCAGAUCCUGUGGUUGUUGCUGAGGAUGGGAAGGUGAAGAAGUUCCCUGUGAUACCUCUACCAAAAGAAAAACUUGUUGACACGAAUGGAGCAGGUGAUGCAUUUGUUGGAGGGUUUCUUUCACAAUUGGUUCAGGGAAAUCCCAUUGAGGAAUGUGUGAGGGCUGGCAUAUACGCGUCCAAUGUCAUCAUCCAAAGGUCUGGCUGCACAUACCCAGAAAAGCCUGAUUUUAACUAAGUUGUUUCCUUCCCCCUCCCCAUGCUGCUAUCGAGAAAUUUUGCUUGUUGAGAAACUUAUUUCUGGUAUUUAGAUUUGUUUGUUGUUGAUUAUGUGCUGGUCAUCAGUAAGGCUGAGUAGGCUCAAUGGUGCUAUUAUCUGAACGGGAUUUGAUCCCUGAGAGGAAAAAGGAAAAGAAAAUAACAGUUUUUAUUUGAUACUGAAUGUAACUAUAACUCAGGCUCGAGAUAUCACAAAUUCAUGAAUAGCUGCCUGAGGCUAUUGUUCAUGAUGGGUGUUUGUUUUUUAUGAUCCUAAGGAUUCUGCAUCAGUA